Echinops telfairi (small Madagascar hedgehog) is the source of this 1162-nucleotide messenger RNA. RefSeq names its product zinc finger protein 683 (gene ZNF683). The transcript has 4 exons. Gene Ontology annotation, biological process: regulation of transcription by RNA polymerase II; cell fate commitment. Gene Ontology annotation, cellular component: nucleus; cytoplasm. Gene Ontology annotation, molecular function: RNA polymerase II cis-regulatory region sequence-specific DNA binding; DNA-binding transcription factor activity; histone deacetylase binding. The record is from RefSeq and is a predicted model, not a curated record. Bases 80 to 1162 code for a protein of 360 amino acids. Lineage: Eukaryota; Metazoa; Chordata; Mammalia; Afrosoricida; Tenrecidae.
CGGGCCUGGACCUACCUGUGCACCUGCAACAGGCAUCCCCUGGCACAGCCCUGCAGGGCCUCAGAGACAAGUCUUGAGCAUGAGGAACCAGCCACUGUGGCCACCCACCAGCUCCACGGAAGCGGAGACAAUUGUCGCUGCCCAAAGCCCUUUGAGCAGGGACAAGAUGAGAAGCCAGCUGGAAAGAUCUGGCGAGGAGUCCCCUCACCAGCCCUCCUCCCCUCACAACAGCCCUUCCCCAGCCCCCUGGCAGAACAGAAGGAACUCCAGCCCCUUGACUUUCUGCCCCUGCCCCACUCCCAACCCCAUUUCCAAGGAUCUCCCAUUCCACCCCCAACACUUCUACUCUGCAUACCCACUGCUUCUGUCUCCACCCUAUCUGUUCCCCGGUGGGGCCCUCCCUUUUGUCCAAUACCCCUACCUCUUCAUGCUGCCCGGAGGCACCCCCUGCUCCACGGUGGCUGUGUCCAGAUUGCUGAUGACUACCAAUGAGUCUGGCCACCCCCCCCAGGGGAAGACCCUGCUUCCCCAGCCAGGGACCUUCCACACCUCUGGCCAAGCCCAGCUCUCCCCGGCCUGUAACCCGGGUCCUGGAACUGCCCAGAUUGGUUCCCCAGGCCUGGAGAAUGCUAGCAUGGAGGCUCCUGCUACGUGGACUCCGCCGGGCUCCAGGGUGGGCAGCGCAACCCUGCCCUACCCACUGAAGAAACAGGACGGCAAGCUGCUGUACCAGUGCCAUGUAUGCAGCAAAAACUUUGGACAGCUCUCCAACCUCAAGGUCCACCUGCGUGUGCACAGCGGCGAGCGGCCGUUUCAGUGUGACCAGUGCAAGAAGACCUUUACCCAGCUGGCCCACCUGCAGAAGCACCACCUGGUACACACAGGGGAGCAGCCCCACGAGUGCCCGCUGUGCCACAAGCGCUUCAGAAGCUCCAGCAACCUCAAGACCCACCUGCGCCUGCACCAGGAUGCCCCGCCCUUCCAGUGCAGCCGCUGCCCGAGUCGCUUAGCUCAGCACGUUCACCUGAAGCUGCCCUGCCGCCGGCACGCCCCCGCAGCUCUGCAGCCUCCGCACCGGCCUUGCUGGCUGGCCAAGUCGGAGCACUCCAGAGAAAAGUGGGCAGGGACAAGCCAGCACGCCAGGGAUAGCCAGGACGGCUAG